AGAAAUUGAAGGAAAAUAAAGAUGGAAGAGUGAGUAUAAAUAAGGUACAGUCACCCACACGGAAAUGGCAGCCAUUGCAACCAUUUUGGUUUGUUUCAAAACCACUUCGUCUUCUCCGUUUCUCGCUAGACUCGCCUCGCGUCUCCAUUUUGCUGCAUUCCCUCUGCGUUCUCCAUCGAGGAAACUCAUGACGCACACUCUCGCACGUGCCACUCUCGGUCUCACACAUCCCGCUGAUAUCGAAACCCCCAAGAUCUGUUUUGCUGCCAAGGAUGUUGAUGUGACUGAAUGGAAAGGGGACAUUUUAGCAGUGGCUGUUACCGAGAAAGACCUGACUAGAAAUGCAAAAUCCAAGUUUGAGAAUGUGAUUUUGAGCAAGAUUGACUCAAAGUUGGGUGGUCUUUUAGCUGAAGCCUCUUCUGAAGAGGAUUUCUCUGGCAAAGUUGGUCAAUCAACUGUUCUUAGAAUUACAGGACUUGGAUCGAAGAGGGUUGGAUUGAUUGGUCUUGGACAAUCACCUUCCACUCCAGCACCUUUUAAGAGUCUUGGUGAGGCCGUCGUGGCGGCGGCCAAGUCUUCUCAAGCAAGCAGUGUUGCCAUUGUCCUUGCCUCUUCUGAAGGACUCUCUGCACAAUCAAAGCUUAGCACUGCUUAUGCAAUUGCCUCUGGGGCUGUGCUGGGAAUAUUUGAAGAUAAUAGAUACAAGUCAGAAGCAAAGAAAACAUCACUUAGAUCCAUUGACAUUAUUGGUCUUGGGACGGGACCUGAACUGGAGAAGAAACUUAAGUAUGCAGGAGAUGUUUCUUCUGGAGUUAUAUUUGGAAGGGAGCUUGUAAAUUCUCCUGCUAAUGUGCUCACGCCAGGAGUGUUGGCAGAAGAGGCAGUUAAGAUUGCUUCCACCUACAGUGAUGUUUUCACUGCUAAAAUAUUAAAUGCCGAGCAAUGUCAGGAAUUAAAAAUGGGGUCCUAUCUGGGUGUUGCUGCAGCAUCCGCAAAUCCUCCUCAUUUUAUCCAUCUAUGUUACAAACCUCCAAGUGGACCUGUCAAUGUCAAACUGGCUUUAGUUGGAAAAGGUUUGACUUUUGACAGUGGUGGCUACAACAUCAAGACUGGACCUGCCUGUUCAAUUGAACUGAUGAAAUUUGAUAUGGGUGGUUCAGCUGCAGUUUUAGGCACAGCAAAAGCUCUCGGUCAAAUCAAACCUCUAGGGGUGGAGGUUCAUUUUAUAGUUGCGGCUUGUGAGAAUAUGAUUAGUGGAACCGGUAUGAGGCCUGGAGAUGUUGUCACAGCUUCAAAUGGAAAGACUAUAGAGGUUAACAACACUGAUGCUGAAGGUAGACUUACCCUGGCAGAUGCUCUAGUAUAUGCUUGUAACCAAGGUGUCGAAAAGAUUAUUGACUUGGCAACCUUGACUGGGGCCUGCGUUGUUGCUCUUGGACCCUCAAUUGCAGGUGUGUUUACACCGAGUGAUGACCUAGCAAAGGAAGUUUUUGAAGCUUCUAAUGCAAGUGGCGAGAAACUAUGGAGGCUUCCAUUAGAGGAAAGUUACUGGGAAUCAAUGAAAUCAGGAGUGGCUGAUAUGCUGAACACUGGUGGACGACAAGGUGGUGCCAUUGUUGCUGCUCUCUUCUUAAAACAGUUUGUUGAUGAAAAGGUUCAAUGGAUGCAUAUUGACAUGGCUGGUCCUGUGUGGAAUGACAAGAAGCGUUCAGCAACAGGAUUUGGCAUUGCUACUUUAGUGGAGUGGGUUUUGAAAAACGGUUCAAAAGCCAACUGAAAUCUUCAAAUCUUGUUACAUCAUCGUGUGUGAAACACAGGAUGAGAUGAACUCAUCUUGUGAUGUUUGUUUCAAUGGGAUUUGGUUAUAUGAAUAACUUAUAUUUUAAGGGAUGGAAAAUGUGGUAAGCUGAGGCAUUUUUAGUGUUUUAAACUUUUUAAUACAAAGUUUUUGGUUUUUGUUUUU
Cajanus cajan (pigeon pea) is the source of this 1963-nucleotide messenger RNA. Its product is annotated as leucine aminopeptidase 1. Lineage: Eukaryota; Viridiplantae; Streptophyta; Magnoliopsida; Fabales; Fabaceae. Gene Ontology annotation, molecular function: metalloaminopeptidase activity; manganese ion binding. The record is from RefSeq and is a predicted model, not a curated record. Gene Ontology annotation, biological process: proteolysis. Gene Ontology annotation, cellular component: cytoplasm.